CUUAAAGGGACACUGUGUGAGAUUUUUAGUUGUUUCCAGAAUUCAUGCUGCCCAUUCACUAAUGUUACCUUUUUCAUGAAUACUUAACACCACCGUCAAAUUUUAAGUAUUCAUUAUGACUGGAAAAUUUGCACUUUAGAUACAUGAAAAGGGGGAUCUUCUCCAUGGUCCGCCAUUUUGAAUUUCCAAAAAUAGCCAUUUUUAGCUGCAAAAAUGCCUCUCCUUGGACCAUACUAGAAAAUAUUUGUUAAUUACUUAAUUACUACUUAAUAACUUUCAUGUAAAGAUCAAAUUUGGCAAUAGGCAGCCCAGUUUCAAUGAGCAGCAUAGUGCAGUACCUUUUUUGACCAUUUCCUGCACAGUGUCCCUUUAAGUUUCUUUGCCAUGAGCUACACUUACAUCUGCUUAACACUGAGAGGAUGGCAUUACUGCCCCUUUUAAUAAUGCGGCAUAAGACAUAUCAGAAGAGAUUAAUGAAUCUUAUGGUGCAUAGAAAGCCUGUUAAUGGCCAUCAAAAAUAAUAAUUAUAUUGUAUCUCUAGUCUGUUGUGGAUUUCAGCUCUUCCAUUUCCAAACAAUCGCCUAUUCAUCAACUGUUAAAACAUUAAAUGCUAUCAUAAUAUUUGUUUUUGUGAGGUGUGGUCUGAAUAUCCUCUCUGCAAAGUUUUGUGAAAAUAACAUUGUAAAUUGCAGGGACCUUUGAGAAUUUAAUAUGACUUUUUGAUAUUUUCUAUCUGGCGGGAAGUUUCAGAGGUGAUGUGGUGGAUGUGAUGUCAGCCAUGAUGAUUGUAAUCCACCUGACGCACUACUCGCAUGCAGGCUUAGCAUGUAGGCUAUAAAAGGCCUUGUUGUGCUGCGACUUGGCAUUAGAUUCUGUUCCCUACAACAACUCAAGUGGCAUGUUAUACAGCCCUACCAAGGCUAAGUGCAGUUACAGUACCACUACGUCAUCAUUGAGACUGAGAAAAAUGCCAAGGUUGGAUAUUGUAGUUACUGCAGAUUUGACAAAGCAAUAUCUGUAAAACGAAACACAGUUGGACCAUAAAGUCACAAGAUAAAGGAAAUUCUAAUGAAGACCAUUUUCAGUCUAACCACACUUUUUACAAAGUAUAUAGUUACUGCCUUUUGCCUUUGGCAGUAUAGUCUACUGUCCUGCCUAGUGUUAGUGGGUGCUGCCGGUCCUGCACAUAGAACAGUGGAGACCUGCCAUCACAUAGGCCUACGUAUUAAUACUCCAAGUCUUUCUGAAGUCUGAACAAGACCACAGUUAUUUAGUCUCAUUUGAUUGGGAGGUUUCUAAGAGAGAUUACACGUAGGCAGCACUAACAUAUAUUAUAUACAGUAAUAUACUAUUCUAUAUAUACCUGUAUAAGAAAUGAAAAAUAUAUUUUUUUUUUGUUAUGAGUCAAAAUGUGUCUGUACACCUCAUCCUCACUGUGCAACUCUUGGGCUGAACAGAGAGGAGAGGGUUAAAUGCUGAGUUUUACGACUCUUGACGUCCCAGAGGUAGUCGAAUGUGAUGCCCAGGUCUUUGGCGUAGUCUUCUCCAUACCGGACAAGCCGAGGCCAUAACAAGACCUGUUGUCAUGGCCGUAACUACCAUAGAGGACACAGAGGUCAUGUCCUCUGUAUUUUUUCCAAAAAAUUUUCAGUAAAAUUUAUUUAUGAUGAACAUCGAUCUAGGAUCAACAAUGGUAAAUUCAGUUUGCAUACGCCACCCCCUAUUCCCAUUUACUUACCUCAAACACAGCCCAAAUUUUUGAAAUCAUUAGUUGAAAUAUUCCAUCUAUAGACUAUUAUCAGAAUAUUUGGACGUCUUGUAACAGUGAGUGCGAAAACUAACUCAAGAGUUUGAUUGAAGAAAUGUACAGUAUGCAGUACAGCGCAUAGUAUUUGACCUCAGUAUUUGAAAAAGUCUCGUUACGGCCCUGCCUGUUGUGUCUCCUGAUGCAGCAAGGCUGUGAUGUUUUUACAGAUACAGACAAAAAAAAGUAUGAGAAAAGAAGUAAGUACAGUUAAACACAGUGGAAAAUGUUCAAGUGGAAAACGUCCAAGUUCAGUUCAGGUGAUGAAAUUUCAAAAGCAUGAGCAAGUAAGAACGAAGCAAGUUUGGCACAGACUUUUCUGAGAGCAUUUGAUUCUAAAAAUAUCACCUAAAAGAAAGUAUUGGCCAGCUUUGACACAAUGGUCUCUUGCUCCAUCCUUUCAGUUCACGGCCUGCCCAUGAAAACAAACUAUCACAAAAAAGCAAGAGAUUUAGAGAGUCACGAGCCAAAGGCAGUUGUAAUUGUAAUCCACCUAAAGCAGCACUCACAUGCUGGCUAAGAAUAUAAAAGGUCUUGGUGUAAGCAACUGAGCAACAAAUUCUCAAGUGUUCAAGUGAGGUGGUCUCCUCUAUUAGACUAGUACACACUACUAUUAAUAACAAUGCCAGACAACAGAAUUUUUGGGUCUUGGGACAUGAUUAGUAAUGUCAACUUUGAUGGGUUCAUGAAGGCAUUAAGUGAGUAUAUUGUACUUGCAGUUCUUUGUUUGAAACAGGAACAGGAAUCAGUUGUUUGGGAAAUCAGUGUAUUCUUCUGUGUUAUGUGGUUGACUUAAAAACACAAUCAACAAUUUAUUAUUUGUAUAUUAGGUGCUUAUGCAUUUCCACUAGUGAAUUGCCUUGUGCUGAUUAUUCUUUGGGGUUUGUAAUUAUUAUGUUAAUGUCAUAUCUUCAGUUUUUUUAGGUGAUUCUAACAAUUAUGCUGCCUCAAGUUUGGUUGUUCGAGUUGCAGUUUGUUUCUGAAAAUUAUGACAAAAAAACACACAAUGAAUUCAGUCCAUACUCAAUCAGACUAUCAUAAAACUAGGAUUGUGUGAUUUAUGUUUUGUUUCUUUGGGGUUUUUUUUUUGGCAGAUCUAAGCUAUGUCGUACGUAAAGCAGCUGCCUUGCUGCAUCAGAAGAAGGUGAUAGAAAAGGUGGGAGAUACCAUCAUUGUCAAGACCCUCAGUACCUUCAGGAGCUACAUUGUGUCCUUUACACUAGACGAGGAGUUUGAGGAGUACACCAGAGGCAUCGACAACAGACACGUUACGACGGUGGUGACAUGGCAAGGGAACAAGCUAGUUUGUACUCAAGUAGGAGAGAAGAAGAACCGUGGCUGGUCCCACUGGAUUGAAGGUGAACAUUUAUAUAUGGAGGUGUACUGUGAGGGCCAGGUCUGCAAGCAAGUUUUUAAAAGAAUUAAUCCUAAACAGAAGGAAUCCUCAUAGAUCAGUGUCAUCUUUUUCCUGAACUUAAAGACAGUGUUACUGAACAGGUCUGGACUGGUCAUCUGGCAUACAGGACACGAUGGUCCUCAGGGGGCUGUUUUGGGUUUUUGUUUUUUCUGCUUCACAUGAAUGUUCCACUAUUUAAAAGCUAUUUAUAUCUGGACAUUUUUAAAACACAUUCGUUUUGGCUUCUUGUUUACAAGUAAACAGAGUUUUAGUCAAACAAAAUAUCGUUGGUUUUUUAUAUCCGAUUUACAGGCUAAAAUGCACAUGUCACAAUGGAGUUUUUAUUUUUAUUCACAUUUUAAGCGUUUAAGCGUAAACGGAUUUAAUCCGCAUUUGAAAAUAUCCGCAUUCGCGUAAUCACCGUCUUAGAGGGGGACCUGCAAAACAGGCCCUCUUUUUGGUCCUAGUCCAGCCUUGGUACUAAAUAUGUACAAUCAGCUUUUAUAAUCCUCUCAGGAAUUCUCUUGAAUUACUAAAUGACGGCAGAACAGUGAGAGGAGAGGGAAGGAUACCACAGUCAUCUUUUGCACAAAACUGGAUAUUCAGGUGAUGGCUGAAUAGCCUCAUGUCAGUCACAAGGGAAAUUAUUUGCAGUGAGUUUAAAUAUUCUGUAUCUUUGCUUUGCUUUGCUUUGCUUUGAUUGAUAUGCUUUGAGUUUGUUGUAAUGUGCCUAAUGUUUGAGUUGUAAUUUGAGAAGCACAGGCAUAGCCUACAACACUUUGUUUUAAUGUCCUGUGAAGAAAAUAAAGUUUUCUGAGUAGCCUAUCAUUCUUUUUAAUUCAUUUAUUUGUCACAGUCCAUGAUUUAACUUUGCCAGGAACAGUGUAAAUAGUCUAUCUGAAUAAGCAAGGCAAGUAUAGGCAAGA
This is a messenger RNA of Engraulis encrasicolus (European anchovy), 4126 nucleotides long. Its product is annotated as retinoid-binding protein 7-like. Gene Ontology annotation, biological process: fatty acid transport. Gene Ontology annotation, molecular function: fatty acid binding. Bases 2865 to 3254 code for a protein of 129 amino acids. NCBI's taxonomy places the organism in Eukaryota, Metazoa, Chordata, Actinopteri, Clupeiformes, Engraulidae. The record is from RefSeq and is a predicted model, not a curated record. Gene Ontology annotation, cellular component: cytosol; nucleus. The transcript has 3 exons.